This is a messenger RNA of Sardina pilchardus (European sardine), 1084 nucleotides long. Its product is annotated as B2 bradykinin receptor. Gene Ontology annotation, molecular function: bradykinin receptor activity; C-C chemokine binding; C-C chemokine receptor activity. Gene Ontology annotation, biological process: positive regulation of cytosolic calcium ion concentration; immune response; cell chemotaxis. The record is from RefSeq and is a predicted model, not a curated record. Bases 2 to 1084 code for a protein of 360 amino acids. Gene Ontology annotation, cellular component: external side of plasma membrane; membrane. NCBI's taxonomy places the organism in Eukaryota, Metazoa, Chordata, Actinopteri, Clupeiformes, Clupeidae. The transcript has a single exon.
GAUGUCUCUUAAUGGCUCAGCUGAGGUGUCCCCCACACGCUAUCCCGUGGACAACUGCACCAACCUGGUGGAGUUCUGGGAGCUGCUGGCCACCCUGCAGCCCAUAUACCUCACCAUCCUCAGCGUCGUGGGGCUGCUGGGCAACGGCUUCGUGCUCUGCGUCUUCUGUCUCCAGCGGAAAGCGUCCUGCUCCGUGCCGGACAUCUACCUGGGCAACCUGGCCGCGGCCGACUUCGUCAUGGUCCUGUGCCUGCCCUUCUGGGCGGCCAACAUCGCCAACGACUUCGAGUGGGUGUUCGGCGCGCUGCUGUGCAAGCUGGUCAACGUGGCCAUCUCCAUGAACUACUUCUGCAGCGUGCUGUUCCUGGUGCUGGUGAGCGUGGACCGCUACCUGGCCCUGGUCCAUCCCAUGCGGCCCAGCUGCCUGCGGCGAGCGGCCUGGGCCAAGCGCAUCUGCCUGGCCAUCUGGCUGCUGGGUCCGCUGCUGAGCUUCCCCAUGCUGCUCUUCCGCGUGGUGGAGUACGUGCCCGAGGCCGGCGUGACCGCCUGCUACCUGCGCUACCCGCACCAGGGCUGGCGCGUCCAGCGCAACGUGACGUUCAUCGCGGUGGGCUUCCUGGUGCCGCUGCCCGUGGUGGCCUUCUGCACGUACCACAUCCUCAGGGCGCUGAGGGACGGCGGGCCGGCGGUGGGCAUCGUGGCGCCCGGCGUGAGGAACGAGAGGAAGGCCACGCAGCUGGUGCUCGCCGUCCUCGUGGUCUUCGUCUUCUGCUGGAUGCCCUACACGGUCGUGCGGCUGCUGGACACCAUAGACUACUUCCGGGUCCAGCCGAGUUGCGCGUGGGGAGACUUCAUGGACGUGACCGAGCAGCUGGUCAACUACCUGGCCUACAGCAACAGCGCCAUUAACCCCUUCCUCUACGUGAUCGUGGGGAAGCACUUCCGAAGGAAAGCCAGAGCCGUGCUGAGGCAGCGCUGGCCUUUCAGCUCAAAAAGCAACGCUUCGUUUUCAGUCAACGCCUCGACGCUGAGCCGAGAAACACAAAGGAUAUCUGUUUGCCGUCUUGAUAAAAUAAUGUGCUAA